Messenger RNA from Cryphonectria parasitica EP155, 1163 nucleotides. RefSeq lists its product as uncharacterized. Bases 49 to 894 code for a protein of 281 amino acids. NCBI's taxonomy places the organism in Eukaryota, Fungi, Ascomycota, Sordariomycetes, Diaporthales, Cryphonectriaceae. The transcript has 2 exons. The record is from RefSeq and is a predicted model, not a curated record.
CCUCGUUACCCCUCACAAUCAGCACAUCAUACCAUUACUGAAAAAAACAUGGCUGAGUUGGCCAAUGCAGAAUAUACACUCUACUCCUCCCCCUUCUCCCUUUAUUCUAUGAUGGCCCGCCACACCAUCCAACUCGGUCCUACAACGCAAGGCGCGAGGCCACCCAAGAAGAUCACCCUCAGCUUCGUCAACCACAAAAAGAAUGAGAACCUCAGGGAGGAAUAUCUCAAGGUGAACCCCAAGGGCCAGGUUCCCACCAUGACCAGCAACGUCCUCGAGCAGCCGCUCACCGACAGUAUCUCCAUUUCGCUUUAUCUGGCCGAGAAGCACUACCCGGCCAUGCUGCCAGCGGAGCACGCCGCCGUCAUCAAGGACCUCCUCCAGAGGUUUCAUGCCAUUCCUGGCCUAUCGUUCAGCAACAAGAACCCCACAGCAGAGAUGACGCAGCAUAACCGUUCACCCGUGGAGGAUAUUCUGAAGAGGACUGAUCUCAGCCCGGAAUACCGCAAGGCUCUCGAGGUCAAGCUUGAAUUCCAUAACAAGGGCAACGGCGUAGUGUUCCAGCCAGCCAUCAAGGCCAAACACCUCGCAGACCUACAGGCCAUUUUUGCAGAGAUCGCAGAACACCGCAGGCAGAGUGGUGCUUCCGGAACUGAGGGCGAAUGGACGUUUGGCGCCCAGGUGGGGCCGACGGUGCUCGAUAGCCAUCUCCUCCCACUCGUGCUGCGCUGCGUUGAAGCUGGCAAUGCCGAACUCGUGCCCCCGGAGCUGCAGCGGUGGGCCGAGGUGAAGGCCAAGAGCCCCGUGUGGCAGAAGGUCAUGCACGGCAGGCCGACGACGUGGGCUCCUUCGAUGGGCCCGGUUGAGGAUAUGCAGGAUAUGAUGUCCCUGUGAGACGAGCUCAUUGUUUAGCAUUAGUUUUAUCCCUUUCUGAGAGCAGAUCCAGCUCAAAUGUUUGGGUGUUUUUGAGAUUCCCUGUUGUUCAGCAUAGCCUGAUCAACUGGUUGACUGAAACGUAAUCAUAAUAUCAAAACAUGUGCUUUGUUUUGGCGCAAAUCUUGAAGUUCAAGCCAUGUCCACGGCGAUGUGGGUGCUUUUAGGGAGGGGAAAAAAAAAAAGACCGACUCUGUGAGGCUGUAGUGAAUGAUGGGGAAACGCAGUAC